Penicillium bovifimosum is the source of this 2487-nucleotide messenger RNA. RefSeq names its product putative C6 transcription factor. NCBI's taxonomy places the organism in Eukaryota, Fungi, Ascomycota, Eurotiomycetes, Eurotiales, Aspergillaceae. Gene Ontology annotation, molecular function: zinc ion binding; DNA-binding transcription activator activity, RNA polymerase II-specific; RNA polymerase II cis-regulatory region sequence-specific DNA binding. Bases 1 to 2487 code for a protein of 828 amino acids. The record is from RefSeq and is a predicted model, not a curated record. The transcript is spliced from 4 exons. Gene Ontology annotation, cellular component: nucleus. Gene Ontology annotation, biological process: regulation of transcription by RNA polymerase II; DNA-templated transcription.
AUGGAUGUUCAAGGCAAUGCCCAGGCCGAGAGGGUGCGCAAGCGUCGCCGCCGCACAAUGGCCUGCACCCAAUGUCGCACGCGUAAAUUGCGAUGCGAUCGCGAGUAUCCCACUUGCAGCCGGUGUCAGAAGAGCAGAACUCCGAGCAAAUGCACAUAUGAGGAUGGCUUUUUAUGGCAGCAGCCUACCACUGUCUCUACUACUACAUUUGCAUCUGACCGAAGCUCCGCUGUACCAUUGCCCAGAAUUGACCAUACACCAGUUGGCACGCCCUCAGACUCGGGGAUAGCCACGGGGUCAACUCGGACAGAGCCUUUCCAAAUGAGUGAGCCUCGCCUAACAAUGGCCGGGGGUCCAAUGCAUCAUGAUUAUCAUGGGCUUGCGGGGAAUGCUCUUGCGCCGCCCUAUAGAGGCCGACCACAUGAUAGAGAGCGAAAGGACUGUUUCUUGGAAACUGUUCUCGGUGCUCCUAAAGCGGCUGUUAACCAGGAGCCGUAUGUGAACGCGGACCUUUUACAGCGACCCAAGCGCCCGGCGCCGGCGCCGGAGCAACGUUCACAAGUACCGUCGCAGGUCGACGAUGAGCAUUGUGACGAUGAAGAGGAACCGUUGUCACCCGCGGACCAGCUUGGGAUUUCUCCACGAAUCAUGAUGAGAGGCCAUGAGACAAAAACGCGCUUCAGCGGAUCAGGCAUCUUUGCCAAUCUUGUAGCACAGUUUCCGGACAUUAGAUCUUUUGCCGAGGAGAUCAAGCACUCUACUCCCGUACUUACAAAUCUUCAACCUGAUCUAAGAAGGGUUAAGCGCGGGCUAUUCAAGCAUAAGGUGCUCAGUCAAACCAUCCCUGAUCCUACGACGGCCUCACUUAUUAGCAUGCUACCCUCGCGCGGUGUUGUUGAUGAGCUGGUUGGCUUGUAUUUGACAUAUGUGGAAUCGACGCACCGGAUCCUUCAUGUUCCAUCCUUCUUACGAGAACUUGACCAAUUUUGGGCGAUGCGUGGCAGCCCAGACUCCAUCUCUGCUGCCUUUGCAGCUCAGGUGCUGCUUGUUCUUGCCUGUGCCUGGAACUUUGCGGACUUUGCUAGUCUGCAGUCAAAAAGCAUUGGCGAGCUCAAGUGCCAGACUGCAAUUGAGUGGACCAUGCAUGCAGGCAAGUGGAUUGAGAACCUCCACACCAAGCGUCCAGAAAUCACAUCAUUGCGACUCUCUAUCCUGUUGAUCUUAGCGCACAACUCGCACGGAAUGAAACGCAGCCAAGCUUGGCUUUCCACGAGUAAUUUGGUCAAGCAAGCCAUGAUGGCAGGGUACCAUCGCGACCCAAGCCGGUAUGCGCGCAUAUCCACGUUCAACAAAGAGAUGCGGCGGCGGAUAUGGAUAACCAUAGUGGAAUUGGAUCUUCAAGUUGCCCUGGACCGCGGAAUGCCGCCAUCGGUACAGAGUUUUGAUUAUGACGCGUCUCCGGGGUCCAACAUCUACGACGACGAGAUCCACGAGAAUUCCACUGACGUACCCGAAAACCGACCACUGGGGGAAGUUACCGACUCGUCGUUCCAGUCUGUUCUGAGUCGCUCGCUACCCCUCCGCCUACAAGCAUGUUCUCUGAUGCACUCUCCACAAAUCACUUGUCGAUAUGAGGAUAUUCAGCGUUUAGACGGGGAGCUCAGCCGGCACCUUUCUUGGAUUCCUGCUUGGGUGACCCCAGAUCCCAGCAACGUCGCCAGCGAACAGAAGGUCAUUCUGUGGAAAUCUUUGAUUGAGACCAAGAUUUCCCAAUCUCUAUUGUCCAUACACACCCCCUUUGCCAUCGAAGCACGGCGAGAAGCACUCUUUGCUCCCUCCGCACGUUCUCGUAUGGAUUCAGCGAUCAGGAUAUUGUCAAUUCAGCGACAAGUCCGCGAGAUUUCGCGACCACUAUCGCUGUGUAUGCUUGGGGAAUGGACUCUGCAUGCCUACAUAACCAUCUGCCAGUUGCUACACACCACAAAAUCGAAUACGACACGUGCGCCCUGCCAUCCUGUCUCAUCUACUUUCCUUCUCCAUAAUAUACCCGGUAUCCCCGAAUCGCUCUUAUCACUCGUGGAGACAGCCCUGGUCGCGCUCGAGGAACGCUCUCUCUUGUUCACCAAGGGUGCGAAGGACUAUUAUUUCCUCUCGACAAUCGUCGCAUUAGUCAAGGCCCGACUCUGGCCAGAUCAGGCAAUCGUGUACAAACAGCAGGUUGUCGAGCGAAUUCUGUCCUUUGCACAGGUGCUUUUCUCACGGCAUGCAAACUGCGAUCAUCUCGACGAGCGGGGGCUCGGUGAUUUUAAGUCCAACCAACUGGCUAUAUUCAAGGCGGUUCCCGCAAUGAUUCCUCAGCCCAUUGAAUUUGAUCGCAAUGGGAUGCUCCCGCCGCCCCAGCCCGGUGCGACACAGGUUCAAGAGUUCGAUCCUUUCUUGGAAAUCUUCAAUUGGGAAGAUUUGACAAGCGUGACAUUUCCCUGCUGA